Molecule: messenger RNA, 1090 nt
Organism: Eurytemora carolleeae
Lineage: Eukaryota; Metazoa; Arthropoda; Copepoda; Calanoida; Temoridae
Product: SH3 domain-containing protein C23A1.17-like
Exons: 9
Coding region: 1-678 (225 amino acids)
Source: RefSeq, a predicted model, not a curated record
AUGUGUAGAAUUUUAGAUUCUGCCCGGAACAGUCCUAUGAGUGAUCACAGCAGUCAUUUUGACAGGAAUAUUCAUAUCAAUGUGUCCGCACUGGCAAGGGAGGCUAAAGAACUCCAGGGCAAAUCUAACCAGAAGAAAGAAGAACAAAAUUCCGAAGGUGCAGAGAAGAGUAUGAACGGAGUACAUGAAACCGGAAAUAAUAAAUGUCUCGAAGAUCCAACAUUUACAUUCGAUGAGCCAACUGCAAUAUCCAAACCGGAGCCAGUCAAACCAGCAGCUUCUGCAGCCAAUAAUAAAACUCCCAUUGAUCAACCAUCUAUUAAUAAAGCUCCCCUUGAUGCAGCUUCCGUUAAUAAAACAUCCACGGACCCUGCUCCAAUUUCUGCAGCCCAAAUGACUGCUGCUCCAGUGGUUGCUGCUCCAAUUGCUACUGCUCCAGUUGCUGCAGCUCAUACAGUUCCAGCUCCAACGGUUGCAGCUCCCGUUGAAACCCCUAAAUCAACACCAAGCUCUAUUCCUGUAGCCAAAAAGCCCUCCUACAGAGUACUAGAGGACCCCGAUAUGGAUCUGCCUCCUAUGAAACCCUCUCCUUAUAAGGUCCUUGAGGAUCCUGGGAUGUCAAUGACAGCCUCUAUUUAUCAGCCAUCUGCAUCAAGCACAGAUAUAGGAAAGCUGUAAGGAAUUGGGCAGCAAAAAGAGGAUAUAACCCUGCCUAGCCUGCUAGUUAAACACGCUUCAUUAGUCAGUUGGACUGGACUGUGAUUUGCUUUCUCCUCUUCCUUCUCCCAAAUAGUGUGUCUGCCCCCCCCCUGUAACUCUUCUUCCCCCCCCCUUGGAACUCUUAUUCUUCCCCCCACCCCAAGCCACCUACAACAACAACAACAUCAAAUAAAUCAAAUAUUCAAAAGCAUAUGUUCAAUGUUCAUGUUUUGUAAACAUGACAUUUUUAAUGUAGAAUUAUUUUUUAAAUGUAAAAAUUAAAAUAGUUAACUUAAGAAGAUUUAUUUCAGCGCACCAUAUUUACCAAAUAUAAAAAUGGGUUGUUCUUUGAUGUUUAAAACUGCUACACUGAAAUAUAAAAAUAAAUCAC